Racocetra persica is the source of this 226-nucleotide messenger RNA. The record is from the annotation of a GenBank genome assembly. Lineage: Eukaryota; Fungi; Glomeromycota; Glomeromycetes; Diversisporales; Gigasporaceae.
UUUCCACAAAGAAGUUGCAAAUCUUAAAACUGAGCUUAUUGAAAAUAAUAAACAAAUCGCAAUACUAAAUAAAAGGUAUGCAGAUUUACUCGAUAAAUAUAAAAGAUUACAAAAGGAUUAUACUAUUCUUCACAAUGAUAAUGAAGCAUUGUUAGAAAAUAAUAGUGAUUAUUAUGUAGAACGUUGUCAUUUAUUAAUACAAGAAAAUGAUGUAUUAGUUAAACGA